Molecule: messenger RNA, 481 nt
Organism: Musca vetustissima
Lineage: Eukaryota; Metazoa; Arthropoda; Insecta; Diptera; Muscidae
Gene: Fdx2
Product: adrenodoxin-like protein 2, mitochondrial
Exons: 2
Coding region: 1-462 (153 amino acids)
Biological process (GO): positive regulation of oxidoreductase activity; P450-containing electron transport chain
Cellular component (GO): mitochondrion
Molecular function (GO): 2 iron, 2 sulfur cluster binding
Source: RefSeq, a predicted model, not a curated record
AUGGCGCUUCGAAAUGUUUUGAAUUGUACAAAUAAUCUAGUCCGUCGCCAAUUAAUGGCAACAUCCAGGGCCCAGCUGAAGCAAACACGAUCAUUUACACUAGGAGUUACCUUGAAUCAAGAAGUAAAGGUGACGUUUAUUAGAGCCAGUGGCGAACGAAUUGAGACAAAGGGCAAGGUUGGCGAUUCUCUCUUGGAUGUAGUUGUAAAUAACAACAUUGAUUUGGAUGGUUUUGGUGCUUGUGAGGGAACUCUAACAUGCUCCACCUGUCAUUUGAUAUUUAAACCGGAAGACUACAACAAAUUGCCUGAAAAGCCCAGUGAUGAAGAAUUGGACAUGUUAGAUUUAGCCUACGAUUUGACAGAUACAUCUCGUUUGGGAUGUCAAAUAAUAUUAUCGAAAGAUUUGGAUGGACUCGAAGUCCAUGUUCCCGCCACAAUAAAUGAUGCGAGAGCGGCGUAACUGCUGGUUUGUUUACUUC